Messenger RNA from Ceutorhynchus assimilis (cabbage seed weevil), 2102 nucleotides. NCBI's taxonomy places the organism in Eukaryota, Metazoa, Arthropoda, Insecta, Coleoptera, Curculionidae. The record is from the annotation of a GenBank genome assembly.
GACGAAAUCACAAAUGAAAGAUAAAUAAAUCGGCCAUUUGCAUUUUGCAUACGCGCCUUGGAGAGUGCGGUGCGUGUUGUCCGGUGUCAAUUUUUCAUGUUUUAAAUUAACAAUGGCACGAUCCAAAAUGUUUUAAUAAUAUUAAAUUCAGUUGUACUUUGUGUAAAAAUUGAAAAUGUCCACUCAGCCUCACAGCCGUAAGCGGGUGUGCUACUACUACGAUAGUGACAUUGGAAACUAUUACUAUGGGCAGGGACACCCGAUGAAACCGCACAGGAUAAGGAUGACCCAUAAUUUGUUGCUCAACUAUGGGCUUUAUAGAAAAAUGGAGAUUUAUCGUCCUCACAAAGCCACAGCUGAAGAAAUGACAAAAUUCCACUCAGACGACUAUAUCCGCUUCCUGAGAUCCAUCAGACCUGACAAUAUGGCCGAGUACAACAAGCAAAUGCAAAGAUUCAAUGUAGGAGAGGAUUGUCCAGUGUUUGAUGGUCUUUAUGAGUUUUGCCAGUUAUCAGCAGGAGGUUCUGUCGCCGCUGCAGUAAAGCUCAACAAACAAGCGUCAGAAAUUUGCAUCAACUGGGGAGGGGGUUUGCAUCACGCCAAAAAAUCUGAAGCUUCUGGCUUUUGUUAUGUCAAUGACAUUGUCCUAGGAAUUUUGGAACUAUUGAAAUACCACCAAAGAGUUUUAUACAUUGAUAUUGAUGUGCACCACGGAGAUGGUGUAGAAGAGGCUUUUUAUACAACUGAUAGGGUUAUGACUGUUUCUUUCCAUAAGUAUGGCGAAUAUUUCCCAGGAACUGGAGAUCUUAGAGAUAUUGGAGCUGGAAAGGGGAAAUAUUAUGCUGUUAAUAUUCCACUUCGUGACGGUAUGGAUGAUGAUGCCUAUGAAAGUAUUUUCGUGCCAAUCAUUAGCAAGGUUAUGGAGACUUUUCAACCAAGUGCUGUGGUUUUGCAAUGCGGAGCAGAUUCUCUAACAGGUGACAGAUUGGGCUGUUUCAACCUAACAGUAAAAGGCCACGGCAAGUGCGUAGAAUUUGUCAAAAAAUACAAUCUUCCCUUCAUGAUGGUCGGGGGCGGUGGUUACACUAUCAGAAAUGUAUCCAGGGCCUGGACCUACGAAACUUCUGUGGCUCUGGGAGUUGAAAUAGCCAACGAGCUACCCUACAACGACUACUUUGAGUAUUUUGGGCCAGAUUUCAAGUUGCACAUCAGCCCUAGCAAUAUGGCCAACCAAAACACUCCGGAGUAUUUGGAAAAAAUUAAAACGAGACUGUUUGAGAAUCUUCGGAUGCUGCCUCACGCUCCUGGGGUACAAGUUCAGGCCAUUCCAGAGGACGCUAUAAACGAAGAGAGUGAUAAUGAAGAUAAGGUUGACAAGGAUGAGAGAUUGCCUCAAAAAGAUUUGGAUAAGAGAAUUGUUCCAGAAAAUGAGUUUUCGGAUAGUGAAGAUGAAGGUGAGGGUGGCAGAAGGGAUAAUAGGAGUUAUAAGGGCAGAAAACGACCGCGGUUGGAUAAGACUAAUGAAACCAAGGAAGCUGAAGAAAAACCUAAAGAGGAUCCUAAAUCUGAAAAAAGUGAGGAAAGUAAGGCAAGUUCGGAUGAUACAACCACAGACACUGGUUAAAAACAAUCAGCUGGACUUUUAGGUUAUAUUAAGUGUUUUUUUGUGAAUGUGUUUGUCUCGAGAUCAAAUUUUGAUUUUUUUUCAUGAAUAAUUCAAUAUGACUGUUUUCUGAAUGACUUAAUUUGGGCGCAGACUUAUAGGGAGAGGAUGUUUAAAUGUGACUGUUAUCCAGAAAAUUAUGUUUAGUGUUAAAGUAAUUUCAAUUUCUGAUAACAAAUAUGUGCACUUUGAAGCAUAUCAAUAUUUGAGUUCAUGAGAUAAUAUUUGAGAUUAGCAGUUUUUGCCCAGGAGGGGUUUGCUUUAUCCUGUAAUGAAAUUAGAAACCUUUCUGACAAUUGUCAUGAAUUUCAACAAAAUCUUGUUUUCUGGAAUCGAAAUAAUACUUUAUGUUUAUGAUGCUCCAUAUGUAAGUUAGUGUUCAAAUAGCCAAUUUUAUUUAAUUUUUUGUAUUCAAUAAACCCAAUUUAUAUUUAUUGGA